This is a messenger RNA of Gregarina niphandrodes, 2400 nucleotides long. RefSeq lists its product as hypothetical. The record is from RefSeq and is a predicted model, not a curated record. Bases 1 to 2400 code for a protein of 799 amino acids. The transcript has a single exon. Lineage: Eukaryota; Apicomplexa; Conoidasida; Eugregarinorida; Gregarinidae.
AUGUUGCGGCCAGAUAUGGACCGGCAGCCGAGAGUUAAUAUUUAUUGUUCUGGUUUCAUGAGGAUGUUGGCUCCGCGAAGAGGACGGCGAGGUUACGGUUUAUGUUGGGCCGGUUUGGCUAUGAUGUCGGGUGGUGGAGAUGAAGGGGGGGCGGGGCGUUAUGAGAAGAAUACGUUUGGACGUGGUAGGUUGAGGGAGUCAUGGCGGAAAUUGAAGCGUUCUAAUAUUAAAGGUUCUAUGACGGAUUUGGGGAACAGUUUGGGUGAGUCAGCGGCGCGGUUCGGUGGAUCAGUGGCGAAUGUGACAGUAGGGAACGUGAAUGUGGGAAAUGUGACGCGUAGCGCAAAGCGUGCAGCGAACUCGUUGGCGGCAGCUACGGGCGAGGCGGUGGAUCGUUUGAAGGGUGUGCUAGUGGGUGUGUUGGACGCGAACCGGAGGAGUGUAGAACAUGUUGGUGCCAAUUGGGUGAGUGCGCUGAAGUUGUUAAAAAAAAGACUGAAUAAGGGCAAGGCCAAGAAGUUCCGAGAUGUGUGUGUGGACAUGGUCGGUAAGCAGCAAAAGUCUGUAUAUACCACGUUGGGUGCAGACGGCCAGCGACGGCUGAAGGAAGAGUUUUAUUUAACGCCUAAAACCCUGGCGUUGAUCCAGCGGGACUACUUGAAGCAGAAGACGACCUUCGAACACGCGCAACAACGGGCGCUGGCAGCCGGAUUCGAUCCUAGGGAUGUGCUUCCGCUUAUGACGUUGCCAAACAAAAGUAAUCUGUGCUAUGCCAACACACUUGUGCAAGCGCUCAGGACCAUCAUCUUGCCCACAACUGGCCGUUUGUUGUGCACCAAACAGCCCGUGACGCGAAAGGCCUCGGCUAGGGAUGGGACGCAGGUGCCCGAACGAGGAUUGAAUAUCAAUCGAGCGCUUCUCGCCACAAUCCUCGGUCUCACAGAGGUGGAAACAUUCUGCGAGGCACUCAAGUACCCCACUGACCAGCAGCAUGACAUCGCCGACGCCAUCUACGAAAUGCAUGAGGCAAAUGUCCCUCUGCUCGACGAAAUGCUCUGGGAGAGAACUGUGCACACUGAGUGCAACGAUUGCGACGUGCCUGAUAAGACAACCUGGAUACCCUUCCGCCUGGACUCGCUGACCAAAAGCGAUCUGAAAGAGGUCAUGCAAACACCCUGCCCUCUUGACAAGGAGAAAUCUCACAACGAAAUAGUCACGUGGACGGUGCCCAAGUUCGUCCUCCAGCAAUUCGACCACUUCCAGAUGCGCACCAUCCCUCUAGGCAAAAUACGUAAAGGUCUGACCGAAGCCGGUUACAAGAACACCAUGGCCCUCGUGAGGAAGCUUUACAACCAACGUAUGACUCAUUACCGCGAACAAAAAAUUCGGAUCAACCUCAGCAACUUCUUUUGGCCCGAUGAGUGGCCGCACGCACGCAGCCAGGAAGCAGAGUGGCUGGACCGUGCGGACAGGGUCCUCGUCGCCAUCCGUAACCUUCCGUCCGACGUACGACAGAUGUUGCUCGCAGACGAGGUCUACGAGUACAUCCGAACUAAGGAUCGUCGUCAGCCUGUGAAACUGCGUCUGAAAGAACGCAUUGUCAUCGGCGAUACGCCCAUGAGACUGCGCGCCGUUAUGGUGCAUGUUGGUGUGGAUGGUCGCGGCCACUACUACACGCUGAGGCGCUACGGCGACUACAUAAUAAGUCUUAAUGAUGCACAGGUGGACACCAGAGCUCGGGCCGUGGAUGGGUUCAUUCUCAUGAACCAGGAAACGCCGCACUUCCUCCUCUACGAACAAGAGUCAAACAUCGAACUGGAACGUGCACAACGUGAGAAAGAAGCCCGCGAAAAGGCAGCAGCGGAGGCAACGGCCAACGUGGCAGCGACCGAGGCGUUGUUGGCCGAGACGCCGCCGGCCGAAGUGCCAACCUUGCAACCGCCACCGAGAAAAGCAAGAACGGCCGAGGUUGGGGAUCUCCUUAAUUCAGGGAACGAGUUCUACGCAUCAGCGGACACGGUUGGCUCCAUUGACGUACGGUAUGGUUCCGUUGACGACCUCCUUGGUUUGAACGAGGACAGGUCCAAUAUUGAGAGAGGCUUAGUCGACGACUUGCUGGGCUUCAAUGACCGCGUGGGCCGCCCCUCUAUAGAAAGAGGGUAUGGCUCGGUUGACAACCUACUAAGCUUGAAUGACGACGUCGGCUUGGGGCACGCUUCGGCCGUCAAGCAGUAUAACUCGGUUGACGAUCUGCUUGCCAUGAACGACGAUGUAGGCUCCAUCGACUGGAGCCCUGGACCCUGGCAAGAGCAAUUCGACACGGUCUACGACUCGAACGAGCUUGAAGUCGUAACCGUUGACGAGAUCCCUGCGGACAAACGUGCCGUCGAAACCCGCUAA